ACCAUCCUAUAUCUACUUUAUGUAUAUUGUAAAAUAUACUUCCUUCCUUUUAAUCUAAAAUUGUUUGUAUUAAUGGUAUUUAUCUUAUAUUUAAUAUUUUUUUACUUAUAAUAUUAAAUAAUAGUAAAAAAUUGUAUUUUGUUAUAUUUUAAAAAAUUGUUUAUAUUACAAAAAUAGCAGUUUACAAUAUGAAUGGCUUUUGCCAUGGAUAUCAAUGAAUAUUCUCUAAAAACAGAAGUGGCCAACCUUAAUAAACUUGUGAUUGACCGAGUUUUUCUACUUUUCUAGUGUCACUUAGUGUGUAGUUGGUUAAAUUUCUCUAAUAACUAAGGACAAGAUUAUUCAUUUAUAAUAUGAACUUGAAAUAUUAACUAUGACUUAUGAGUGUAUUUUACAUUUUGAUUACAUUCAAUGUAUUUAUAUGUAUGGAAUUAAUUAUUCUGUGUUUUUAUUGCAAUAUAAUUUAAAAUGUAUUAUAUUACACACCAUAUUAGGUAAAUACAAUUUUUGGCCUGGCUAAAGCCGCAAUACACUGUUAUACGUCUUCCUCUCUCAUCAUCAUCACAAUUAUAAUAUCUACAUCAUAAACAUAAUGUAGGUAUAACUGUAUAAUAUCUACCACAUCCUAGUCUACUAGAAACCACCCUCAAAGUUAAUAAUCAAAGCAUUUUUACUGUUCCAAAUGGUCACGACGGACAGAAAAAAAAACACAUCAAUUCAUCAUUGUAUUAUAUAAUUUGUGGUAUUCAAUACAUUUCGAUACUUCAUAAUUUCAAAGCCUUUUAAAUUAGGUAUAAGCUUGGUAAAAAUACUAUCUAAUACCUACUCUGCUAAUAUAUAUCUAAUUUUUUUUGUAAAAAUAUAAUCCCAAAAUCAUAUUAGGGCUGUACAAAAUGAUGGGAAUAAUUAUUUUAAUUUGCAAAAUGUAUAUUUUUUUGAGCAGUUACAAAUAAAUUAUAAUACAUAAUACAAUAUUACCUAUAUAUUAUUAUGUAUUAGGAUAUUUUAUUAGAUAUAAUAUCCGCCAUGCACUCUGCAAUUACCUAUUAUUUACUAUAAAAUUGUAGCUAAAUAAAAAACGUGUAUGAAAUAUUAGGUUGUUUUGCAUUAAUUAUAAUAAUGUUUUAUGAUGUAUGAUGUGCACCAAUAUAUUUUGUUUCAUACUUAUUUUGCCAUUAAAUUUUUAACCUUAUUAUUAAAAAUAAUGAUAGAUAAUAAGUACCUAUUAAUAACAUAUUAUUUAAUCUUAUUAGCCCUGGUAAUUAUGUUCAAAUGUAGUGUAUUACCUUAAUUGUGAUAAUAAUUAAUAACUAAAAAAUGUGUUCCAUGCAGGUAAAUGAUCCUUUGAAGUUUGAAGUAUAUUAUUGUAAAAUUAUUAUGACCUUCAGAAACCAAAUUAGUAGGUAGGUAGGUACUAUAGGUACCCAAAUACCCAAUGGCUAAUACCAACUAGUAGUAUAUUAAUAGUAUUAUUAACUACAAGUGAACGUUUUGAAUUCAUUUAUUCUUUGAUGACCAACUAUUUCAAACUCUCCAGAUUUAUACCUCAGAUUUAACUUUCAAGAGAUAAUGACGUGGUGCUGUAGCUUGUAUUUAGUACAGAUAUGCAUUACGAUCGGCGUAUCUGCACACAAAUGCAAUGUCGAUCAAGCUAUGAAAAACCAACAAGUGGUACCUGAUGUCAUUCCCGUUGCUCCAAAAGAAAUUGUACAAGUAAAUUAUAUGAGUGGUGUGAAAGCUUUACUUGGAAAUGAACUUACACCCACUAAGGUGAAAGACCAGCCGUCAGUUAGUUGGAAUGCUGAUCCUAAUUCAUUUUAUACGCUAUGUUUGACCGAGCCUGAUGCUCCGAGCCGUACUAAGCCUACACAAAGGGAAUGGCAUCAUUGGUUGGUAGGAAACAUACCCGGUGGAAAUGUGAGCCUGGGAGAAACGCUUUCCGGAUACAUAGGUUCUGGACCUCCACCAAACAUCGGGCUAAAUCGUUAUGUGUUUUUAGUAUACCAACAACCGUCAAAACUGUCAUUUGAUGAACCGCGUUUAAGCAAUAGAUCUGUCGAAAAUCGUAACAAAUUUUCAAUCAAUAAAUUUGCAUUGAAGUACAAUCUAGGAACACCUGUGGCUGGUAAUUUUUAUCUAGCCCAAUACGAUGAUUAUGUUCCAAUAUUAUACCAACUAUUAGGAAUAAAUUAAUUUAAUUUCAAGUUAAAUCAAAACUAGCCUAAAGUAAGUCUGUAUUUAAAAAUGAUUCCAAAAUAUUGUUUAUGUAGAAAAUAUUAUUUAAGUGGCUAUUUGAUUUUUUAAGUCUGCAUUUUUUUGUAUAAUAAUUAUGUUACCUAGUUGGUAAAAUAAAAAUUAUUUUAUUUUAAAACAUGUAGGUAGAUACCAAUACCUAUGUUCUUUCUACUUCACUAUUAUAUGUUUACGAAUAAAUUACAUUAUUAAUACUAUUUUUGUGAUGAAAGUGUUCAAUAUAUACAAAUUACAGAACAUUAAAUAAGUAAAAAUUACAAAAUGUCUUAUGAAUUAAUGUCUAUUGCACGGUGAUAUUAUUGACAUAAUGGCAGUGGCAUUGAAUAUGUGCAUCAUGCGUGUCACAACCCAUGGGUAGCAUUAUUUUACUGUGGUAGGUAUUAUUUAUUUAUUUUGAAUUGAUAUUUUACGAAUUCGAUGAUUAAUUUAUCUUGAGGGGGAUGAGUUUUUUCGGUUUUGGGUAGGGGGUAAGUCCUUACUGACGUAAUAAUAUAUUGAGUCGGUAACCGUAAGAAUUCUUAGAUUUUUUUCUAGUUUAACAACAUCGAUUCAAAUUAAUUAAAUCUAAUUACCCAUCAAAUUAUAUGAUGAAUGAUGAUACAUAAUUAUUAUAUUUCUAACUAAAUAAUAUUCUCGUCUGCUCCCAAUACCCAUUAUAUAUUGUAUACUACAAAGUUUUUAAAUAUAUGGGCAUACUGUUCCUUUCUAUGUAUAGU
Molecule: messenger RNA, 2969 nt
Organism: Metopolophium dirhodum (rose-grain aphid)
Lineage: Eukaryota; Metazoa; Arthropoda; Insecta; Hemiptera; Aphididae
Product: protein D3-like
Exons: 6
Coding region: 1570-2193 (207 amino acids)
Source: RefSeq, a predicted model, not a curated record